UUGCUACAAAAAUGGCCGCCGGCGAUAUCCCCAUCUCCGACUCCAACCAAAGGAUCUUGAAUCACUAUCCUGUAUACCUCAAUUUCAUGGCUGUACUUUUCGCAUUAGUUAUUCAGAUGCGGACUUUGAGCCCAAGAGCAAUGAACCAACUACGAGUUGCUGUCAUAGUUUUUACAGUAAAUGUUGCUGCGAGUUUGGGCGUACAACAAACAUCAAAUGGGUCCAUCCGUUGUUGUUCGAGGGCUCAUCGACGCUUGUGUGUUUUUAGGACAAUAUUUUACGUCACCAUGCUAGUAACUCCGGUGAUACUGCUCUUUAUUUUUGUUGUAGAGCCGAGCCCUUGGCAUCCGAUACUGGAAUAUUUUCAUAGCAUUUGGUCAAAUAUUAAGAAUCUCGUGUUUGGUGAAACCGCAGUAGCUACGGCCUUGCCUCCGCCUGAGAUCGAGGAUUCCGUUUACCGGAGAAUCUCCGUUGGUGUCUAUAAUUUCUUGGGCAGGCCAACAGAUCCAAUUCUUCCGGUGAGUAUGCCUCCUCCGACAACAGCCAGCCGGUGGAGUUCAGUUACAUCUUCCGGCCGUCGCUUUCUUGACCUCAAGGUCAGCUCAAUGAUUCAACUCCUUUUCCUUUGA
Cynara cardunculus var. scolymus (artichoke) is the source of this 629-nucleotide messenger RNA. RefSeq lists its product as uncharacterized. Lineage: Eukaryota; Viridiplantae; Streptophyta; Magnoliopsida; Asterales; Asteraceae. The transcript has 2 exons. Bases 12 to 629 code for a protein of 205 amino acids. The record is from RefSeq and is a predicted model, not a curated record.